AUGAUAGCUCUCACUAGAAGAAGUUUCGGGAUUUUGCUUAGGCAAUCGCUGCCUUAUGUUGUGGGUUUGUUCAUCUUGAUGCUUGUCUUCUACAGUAGUUCAGAUACAUCACAGCUUAGUCUGUUUUCCAAGACACUUAGUUCACGCCACAGUAUCUGUGAGGCGCAUGGCUGGCGUCCAUACCAUCACUCAUCUGAAAGACCCCGAAAGAUCUACGACCUCUUCAUGCUAAGCUCUGAGCUCGACUGGCUCGAGAUUCGCCUCAACACGCUUGCCAACUCGGUCGACUAUUUCGUCGUAGUCGAAUCCAACAUCACCUUCACCGGGCUUCCCAAACCUCUACAUUUUCUCGACAACCAAUCACGCUUUUCCCAAUUUGCUCCUCAGAUAAUCUAUCACCUCCUCGAGAACCGACCUUUGACUUCAAGUCGCACAUGGGACUAUGAAGAUCACCAGCGAAACGCCAUGUUCACACAAGUGAUCCCGCAACUCAACGGUUCCCAAACUGCCAGUGUGGGAGAUGUGCUCAUCGUCUCCGACAUCGAUGAGAUUCCGCGGCCCGAAACGCUCGAGCUCCUACGGAUUUGUGAUUUUGACAAACGUCUCACACUGCGUAGUCGUUUCUACUAUUACGGUUUCCAGUUUCUUCACAAGGGUCCCGAAUGGCCACAUCCUCAAGCAACCAUCUACGCGGGUCCUACUAAGACUAUCCUUCCCGCCGAUCUAAGAAAUGGCGAAGGCGGCUUCAGACCCUUUACCUAUUUUCAAAAAAGAGAUUUGACGAAUGCGUCUUGGCAUUGCUCAUCUUGCUUUGCGACAAUCUCGGAGAUGUUGAAUAAGAUGGCAAGCUUCUCACAUACGAGUUUGAACCGUGAGGUGUUCAGGAGUGAGGAAAGAAUUGUGGAUAGAGUGAGGAAGGGCUUGGACUUAUGGGAUAGGGAGAGUGAAGAAUACGUUAUAUUGACGGAGAAUACGGAUAUUCCAAAAUGGGUAGGGAAUAAUAGCGAGCGGUUUCGGUAUAUGUUGAGGAGGGAGGGGAGAGAUGCUGGGUUCGUGGAUUACGUGGCCAAGGAUGGGGAUGUAGAAGGAUCUUAA
This is a messenger RNA of Sclerotinia borealis F-4128, 1095 nucleotides long. NCBI's taxonomy places the organism in Eukaryota, Fungi, Ascomycota, Leotiomycetes, Helotiales, Sclerotiniaceae. The record is from the annotation of a GenBank genome assembly.